This is a messenger RNA of Penicillium malachiteum, 2742 nucleotides long. RefSeq names its product alpha-L-rhamnosidase. The record is from RefSeq and is a predicted model, not a curated record. Gene Ontology annotation, biological process: carbohydrate metabolic process. Lineage: Eukaryota; Fungi; Ascomycota; Eurotiomycetes; Eurotiales; Aspergillaceae. The transcript has a single exon. Bases 1 to 2742 code for a protein of 913 amino acids.
AUGCAUAUUUCCCGUUGCGGUAUUCAUGGCUUCCAUGAGGUUCUCGGCAUCGAUGCCGAUGAGAUUCGUUUCUAUUGGGCUAUUGAGACAGAUGUGAAAGGCGAAAUUCAACGCGCUUAUCAAAUUUUACUUUCAACAGACUCUGAAUCCCUGGAAUCUCAAGAUCCCGACAAGUCAAAGCUCGCAUGGGACUCUGGUCGGAUAGAAGGCAACGCUCAAAGGAACGUUUUGUGCAAAUUGCCAGACGGCUUCAAAUCAACCUGCAGUUAUUUCUGGCGAGUGUGUGUUUGGGAUAGUUCCAAUAAUGUACACCAAAGCUCGAUUCAGCACUUUUUCACGGGAUACCCACGAUCUCGCCUGCUACCGCCCUACAGUAUGAAUCAAACAUACAUGCCUCAUUCCAGCCUCAUUUUCCGGACCUGGUUCGAAAAUGAACAUGAUCGAUGGAAGGCAGUUUGGAUUGGAGAUGGAGGUGACAAGCCUAUUUAUCUGAGAAAAUCAUUUCCACUCAAGCGCCGACCGACUCGCGCAAUUCUCUUUGCUUCUGGAUUAGGACAUUUCAACAUGACUGUUAACAGCCGUGCAGCUUCCAACCACCGCCUCGAUCCUGGCUGGACCAAUUACCACCGCAGAGUCCAAUUCACAUCUUAUGAUGUAACUGAGCAUUUGAAUUUGGGAGAAAAUGCCCUAGGCGCUCACGUGGGCAAUGGCUUUUACGCUGGAGACAAGGGAGAAGAUCGCUUCUUCUGGCCCAUGUAUGAAGACAAUACCUAUGUUCGAUAUGGGAACGAGCUUUGCUUAUUCUGUGAGCUACACCUCUUUUACAAGGAUGGUACAAGUGAGACUAUCAUUUCGGAUCCCACCUGGAGCGUCCGAAAAAGCGCGACAACGUUGGCCAACAUCUAUGCCUCAGAAACUCAUGACCGACGACUUUAUCCUCAUGGGUGGGAUAGCCCCGCCUUUGACAACAGCAGUUGGGCUCCAGCUAAGCCUCUCACCGGACCUAGAGGCCAUCUAUCUUAUCAGACCCAGCCACCUGUUGUGUUGCACGAAACAUUCGAGCCUGUGAGAAGAUACUCUCCUAAACCAGGAGUGGUCUGCUUUGAUCUUGGUCAAAAUGCAUCCACAAUGGUCCAGAUUAUUGCUGAGGGUGCUUCAGGUUCCGAGAUUAUUGUUCGAUAUUCCGAGACUGUUGACGGGGAGGGUCUUGUUCUUAUGCCGGAUCCUCUUUUCAAGGAGUUCGAAACAGGCGUAUUUUCCAGAAUUUAUCUUGCGGGUGACGGCAAGCCUGAAACAUGGGAACCUGACUUCAGUUUCACAAGUGCACGAUACAUUCAGGUAGAAGGCGUUUCUCUAAACCCAGGCGAAGACCUCCCUGUUAUUCAUUCUGCCGUGGGGCGUCAUAUCUCAUCGGCUGCUAGAAGACUCGGAACUAUGAAGACAGAUAAGGAGGAUGUGAACUCUCUACUGAACGCUCUGUUUUGGACUUUCAACAGCAACCUCUUCAGCUACCACACCGACUGCCCACAAAUCGAGAAAUUCGGUUGGUUAGAAGUAACUCAUCUUCUGGCGCCUGCAACCCAGUACAUUCGUGACAUGGAGUCGCUGUAUACUAAGAUCCUGGACGAUAUCCUGGACGCACAAGAGCCAAAUGGCCUUGUUCCUACUAUGGCUCCAGAGAUUCGGUAUAUGUGUGGUCCCCUCCAUGACACUAUUACCUGGGGAUGCGCUUUAUGUUUUCUGCCAGAUAUCCUGCUAAGAUAUUACGGCUCCACACAUUUUAUUGCUAAGGCGUAUCCUGCGGCUGUGAGGUAUAUGGAGUACAUGUAUACUAAAGAGCGCAAGGGAGGACUGAUUGAACAUGGGCUCGGUGACUGGGGCCGCGAUAUUGCUUUUGGAAACCAUCAAGCCAACAUCGAAACGGCUAUCUACUAUCGCUGUCUUCAAUGUGUUGAAAUGAUGGCUCGUGAGCUUGGAAAGGUGGAAGAAGCACAAAGAUUCAAUCAGUGGGCGGCGAGAAUCUACAAUGUCUACAAUCAGCACCUCCUCGUGGCGGAUGAUCCAUCCCGUCCUUACGCCUACUACACCUCAUUGGAUAACUUCCCAGAGCGUGAUCGAACCACCAUCGCCCAGGCAAUGGCCCUGCAAUACGGAUUGGUUCCGGAUGAGCACAAGAAAGAUGUCAUGGCUGCAUUUGUUGAUGAUGCCUCAGAUGGAAAAAUCCGCGCCGGAGAGAUUGGCUUGCGGUAUCUUUGGAAUACGUUGGCCGAUGCCAGACGUCCCGAUCUUGUGCUGCAAAUGGCCAGACAGGAAGAGCAUCCAUCCUAUAUGCGAUUCAUUCGUCGUGGAGAAACCACGAUUUUGGAGUUUUGGCAGGAUGAGUGCCGUAGCAAGUGUCAUGACAUGCUAGGAACGAUAUAUGAAUGGUUCUAUUCUGCUGUUUUGGGAUUGAAGCCUAUCGAGAAUGCCUACCGCACUUUUCAGAUCGAUCCUGCCUACGAAGCAGAGUUUGACUACGUCGAGGGCACUGUGGAUUGCCCUUUUGGUUUGAUUUCUGUCAAGUUUCAACGAGAAGGCUCCAAGAUGACCUUGAACAUCCAGGUUCCAUUUGGGACUUCCGCGAUUGUUAAGCUGCCCCAGGGUGUGACAGAGGCGCAAGUUGCCCGAGAAGGAGAAGUGGCGCAGAAGUUCUCUGGUGAUAAGAUUCGACUCGACCAUGGUCGUUACGAGAUUCAGAUUUAG